Messenger RNA from Durusdinium trenchii, 2865 nucleotides. Lineage: Eukaryota; Dinophyceae; Suessiales; Symbiodiniaceae. The record is from the annotation of a GenBank genome assembly.
AGCCUCAAAGAGCGUGCUCCUGCCAGUGCCUGAGGAGGCCUGAGGAGGACUUUUUGGACACCAAUGCUUGCCGCCGCCCCUUUGAAGGGGAUGGACGCAGUCGCAUUGGCAGGUGCAGAGCUGCGAGAGGCGGAUGAUGUUUCAACGCCUCCAAUGGGCACAGACGCGGGAGAGGAUUCAAAGGACGAGCAAACUGGAAGCACAGGAGGUAGCGACUCUGAUUCUCCUCUGGCCGUCACCGCGCUGCCGUCCAUCGGAUCAGCCCUGCAUGCAUCAGGGAAGUGCAGCCGAUGCUGCUUUUAUUUGAAGGUGCUGGACAGAAGUUAAGUGUCCCAAAUCUUACUGAGAUGAAAUUGUCGUUUUUUCCUUUUUGAGAAGACAUGCUUGAUAUUGUAGUUUUGGCAACUGUGCUUUCCUUUGCUUUCAGAGAAGACCUCCUUGUCACUGCACUGCACGAGUGAAGCAGCACUGACCCCAACACAGCGGACAGUAUUGAUUUGCUCAUUACCGCUGGAAAGUCCACCUUUGCCAAGACAGGAGUUUGUUCAAUCAGCAACAGAGAAGUCUUUGCCCGUUGAGCAUGUUUACUGGAUACUCCUACUGUCAGCUCCCACAUUGCUCCCAUCAAUUUCACCGCGUUUUGUUCCAAUGUUGCGAUCAACGACAUGGGAGCAGCACUUGUGCUGCGGUGCAGUCCGCACUGCUGCCAUCAACUCGGUGCCGAAUGCGAAGAAGAGUCCAUAGGCCUGGUAGGCUUUGAGAGCCUUAGUGUUUUGGAUUGGGGACAAGGUUUGGCCAAUGGAGAGCCUGUAGGGCGAAUCCUACAAGAGACCCUUCAUGUGAGCGACGUGGACAGAGAUUUGCUGUGCUUUGCAGCAUCCUCUGCAUUGACAGUGGUGCGAUGGUUGCUACUUUUGGGAGCUCGUCCGGAAGCUGCCGACAACAAUGGCACCACUGUCCUUCAUGCUGCUUGCCGCUCUGGUUCUUUAGCCGUGGUGAAACAGUUCAUCAAGCAGACGGCGCUGCUGAAUAAGCCCGAUGUUGCUGGUUGGACCCCUCUUCACAUUGCAGCCCACAUGGGCCGCCGCGCCGUGGUGGCCCGGCUCUUGCAAGCCAAAGCCACUCCUGGCCUGGCAAAUUCAAGAGGUCUCAAACCAUCUGACUUAUGCAAGGAUACCGUCACAUACCAAGCCAUCAUGCGGACGAUGACGCCUGAAGAGGUAAAUCCGCGACUCUUUACACGAGGCGUGCAUGGUCAGCAAAUCUUCACGGAGAAUACGGGAGUUGACGAUGAGGAGGGUGCCGAGGAAGGCUUUGACGACCUUGUUGGACUUCCCCAACAAUGCGAGCCUGAGCUCUUCUUUGUUAAUCCUAGGCCGGUAUUCGUCCAUACCGCGUCACACCGGAAGGGGUUAUUGGGACUUGCUGCUGCUGUGUUCAAUCUCCAGCCCACACAUGGGCUUGCCAUUAUGGUUCUCAGUGGCUUAGAGGAAGGCUACACUUCAGCCAUGAAGGUGUUGCUGAAGCAUGGAAAUGUCAGUCGAAGCAUGGCUGGCAGCUUCUUGGGCGAGCCUUUGUCAGUCUGCCCUUUGAUUCGCUUCAGCUUCUUUGACUCUCUGCCUCUUCUGAAUACGGGUGUCAUAUCCUGCAUGAGGACGGUAUUCUCAGCCCUAGGCAUUCCAGAGGAGCUCCAGAAAUUGGAUCGGCUCCUUUGGGCAGUUGCCAGUGUAUGGUGGCGAAAGCACAGAGCAUUGAAAGAAAGUGGGCGGGUUGCACCCAAAAGGGCGACAAAGGGUCCAGGCUCUGAACUGACUGGGUUAGACCUCCUGCAGUACCUCUCGGGUCAGGAGGCGCUGUACCAGCUUAUGCUGAGCAGCGUGCUCCUACACCGACGAAUCUGGGGAGGCUCUAAAAGCAUGCCUGUGGGACCUAUGGACUUUCAGGAAUGGUCUGAAUUGAAUCGCGGAAUCGAGCGACAGGGUGAGGAUGAUGUGCCUGAGCAUGUCCAGAACAAGAUCUAUUGCGACAUCACUGCUCAGCGCGUUCCUGAACUUUCCGCUUGGCCUGCCAACCAGGUUGUGGUGCCCGUUUCUGACAUUCCUGAAGAAGCUCUUCCAGGACCCGGUCAGAUGGCUGAAAUCACAGGGCAGAAGGUGCUUUCUCCACGUUGAGAAUCUGUUUUGCAGCAUCGAGCAUCGCUGGAAGGUUGGGUUUUUGUGCACAGCAGUGCCCUGUUGCCUGGCUCUGUGGGUUCUGAAUGUGUGACACAGGUAGAAGAGGAGAUCGAAAAUGAAAACCCUUGCAUUUGGGCAAGCUUGUGCGGUAUUUGCCUUGUCUUCUCUUCUCAGCCUCCUGGCAUUGCGGUUCCGCAUGCCGUGGUGGACUGUCGUCAUUUGCAAUUCCUAGACAUCUCGGAUGAGGCAAAACUGUAAUGUUUGCAGCUGAGGCCGACAGCUCCCUUGGACAGCUUGACAAGCAGGCGCAUUAGCGAAGAACUCGUCAGGGCUGCCAAACUCCUUCCAGAUGGUCGGUGGGAGGAGCUUUGCAUGUACAAGCUCAAGAUGAGUUUUGAAAGUGCCCAAGUGCUUGAUCUUUGGGUUCGAGCACUCAUGCAGAAGCCAUGCGAUGCAAUGUUGCCCGACUACCUGCACAGUGGAAGUGUUCUGCGAGUCCGAGCAGAUGUGACGGAUGUUAUGACAUCUGCGUUUAAUGGCGAAGAAAGCAGCCGGAAAGACCUGCCACUUUUUUCUGCCGAUGAAACGGAGGAGCUGCACGAAGUAUCCUUUGUAGGCGUUCUGUGAUGUCCAGUCCGCAAGUCCUUGGAUAAUGACCUUGGUGCAGAUGAACUUUCUAGUCCUUUUCCGG